GAAACUUUUCUACUGAAGACCAAAGUUUCAGGAUAAAUGACUUGAAAGCAGCGACAAUGUACGAUAUCCGCGUUUUGGCCAGUACUAGAGUUGGUCGUGGAAGCUACAGUGAAAAACAAAUGGCGAAAACAAAUACAUUUUCAGGGCGUUCUAAUGUGCCAAUGAACUCGACAGGAAAAACAUUGACGUUUUCUUUGAAGAUUCCUUCAAGAAAAUUUAAGUAUUUCUUUGUCGUUGCUAUGGAAGAUGACGGACAACGUCUCCCAUCGACUUCUGAAUUGAAAAUGGAAAACUUUGUAAGGGUGCUUCCUAUUCAACUGAUUGGAGUGCUGUGGGAAGAACAACUUCAGAACAAAUCUCAAAUCCAUCUCCAACCAUAGACGUUAGAAAAGAUGACAAGAACAAUUCUUCAGUUAUUAUUGGUGCAGCUGUUGCCGUCGCUUUUGUUUUGAUAAUAAUUUUUGUGAUCGUGAUGGUUCUUUUAAGAAGAAAACGUGAUGGUAAAAAGGAAUCUAACAAAUUUCUGUCGUCAGAAGAUAAAAGAGAUAACGUGCAGGAAAUGUCCGUUAGAAAUGAAAUGCUUGAUGAUGACGUUGUGAAUAAUGUUGAACCACCGGUGAAUAACAACAAGGAUCUUAGCAACCUAAUUACUGACGACGAAGAACCAUACGCAAACAAUGAAUCCAUUGCGAUUCGCAAACAUUUUCCAAUUCCUAUUGCAAAUUUUACUGCACACGUAAAGAAGCUGAGACGAAAAAACAUGCAUGAAUUAAAGCUGGAAUUCGAGGAUUUACCGAAUGGUCAGAAGAGCAACUGGGAUAUUGCCAAAAGUCCUAUGAAUUCUUCCAAAAAUCGAUAUGGAAACGCAAUCACAUAUAACCAUUCUCGCGUGAUACUCUCUGGUGACGAAAAAACGGAUUAUAUCAAUGCUUCAUUCAUUGACGGAAAACGUGCGAAUUACUACAUUGCGACGCAAGGACCCAAACCCAAAACAGUCAACGAUUUCUGGAGGAUGAUUUUCGAGCAAAAGUGUCCAACUAUUGUUAUGUUGACAACCUUAAAAGAAAUGGGAAAGGUGAAAUGUGAAAAAUAUUGGCCAGAUGAAUCUAAUGUAUAUGGUGAAAUUCAAGUGACCGUCACUGAGACAAAAUUUGCUGACUACGUCACGCGCAUGAUGGUUGUUGAAAAGAACGGCGAACAUCACGAAGUCGAGCAGUUUCACUACAAAUCAUGGCCAGACUAUGGAGUACCUCGUUAUCCAACACAACUCUUGACAUUCAGGAACCAUUUUAAGCUAUCGCACAAAACAAGAUCCAGUCCAGUCGUCGUUCAUUGUAGUGCUGGUGUUGGUCGUACUGGAGUAUUUAUUGCCAUAGAUAAAAUCCUCGAUGAUCUUGAUGAUGAAUAUGAAACAAACAUUGACGUAUUUGGCUUUGUGGAAGAGAUGAGAUCGCGCCGCAUAAACAUGGUGCAGACAGCGGAUCAAUACAUGUUCAUUCAUGACACCAUUAUCGAUCACAUCCAAUGUGGAGCGAAUGAAAUUGAUGCUGUUCAAAUCAAGGUCGAGAUUGCGCAGCUCUCUCAGAAGAAUAGGGGAGGGAAAACUGGAUUUGAAGAAAAAUUUGAGCGUCUACAAUCAGUUACACAUGGACUUCCUGAAGAGCUUUGUGAAGCAGCACUUUCGGAAGAGAAUAGCAAGAAAAAUCGUUAUCCUGCAAUCUAUCCAACUGAAACUAAUCGUCCUACUCUUCGGCGUGUUGAACACUUAGAAACUUCUGAUUACAUAAACGCAUGUUUUGUUGAUGGCUAUCUUGGCAAGAAUUACUUCAUUGCAACACAUAUGCCUUUGAAGGCAACAAUCAACGACUUUUGGAGAAUGGUCACUCAAUAUAAAUGUACGACCAUCGUUUUGCUGAAUCAGCUAACUGAAGAUAACAAGGAAUAUCCAAUGUUUUGGCCCACGAAGAGAGCAACAAGUCGACCUUAUGGAACAUGUUCUGUUCUGUUCGAUUCAGUCGUAAAGAAAGAAGACAUUGUUGUGAGAAAGCUUAUAGCCUCACCAUCGAUGGACAUCAAAGAAGGUCAUAUGGUUCAUGUAAUUCAGUAUUUGUCGUGGCCAAAUCAUGGCGUACCUAAAGAUGUUCGCAGUUUGUUGAAUGUCCUUUCAGAAGUGGAAGAAGCCCAAAGAGCCGUGGAGGUUAAAGGACCUGUUGUCGUUGUCUGCAGUGAUGGAGCAGGUAGAUCAGGCACUUAUAUCACCAUCUCUAACCUUGUGGAUCGAGUUAAAAUCGUCCAAGUCGUCGAUGUGUUUCAGUGCAUAAAAUUGAUCCGAAGUAGACGCCCACAGUUUGUUGAGACAGCGGAGCAAUUCAAAUUUUGUUACAGUGCAGUGUCAUGCGUGUUGGAGUCCUUUGACGAGUAUUCAAAUUUCACAGAAUUAGCAACGAUUUGAGAACGUUAAACUUUAUUUUACACUCGUAGUUAAAUGUCGGUAUGUAAAUCUAUAGUGUUUACUAUCGGAUAAAUUUAAAAUACGCUUUAGGAAUUAUAAAUAGAGGAAUAAAUUAGAUUUCCUCAAUAUUGCUUUGUUGACCUAGAGCGAAAACCAUUCGUACAAAUAUGUAUUAACUAGUGAUUGUAGCCUAUUUAAUUUUAAGUAUUUUUUAAGUUUUUAACUACAACGUAUACGACGAGGCUUUAUUGUAUGCGGUGGAAGAUCCACGAAAAGGAAAUAAUUGUAUGUAUUUUAAAAACAGCGGUAUGGUAUCGUGUUAACGACAACGACUUCUUUACACUGAAUUUAUGUGAUUAUUUUGAACUUUUUUACGACCUACAUGAAUAUUUUUAUUUCAAUAUUUGCCGUCUCAUCUCAAUGAAAUAUUCUAACUAUAGCCUUUAGAAAAUAAUCAUUUGUUCCUAUAAUAAUAAUACGUAAAAGAAAGAGUA
Messenger RNA from Xenia sp. Carnegie-2017, 2946 nucleotides. RefSeq names its product receptor-type tyrosine-protein phosphatase S-like. The record is from RefSeq and is a predicted model, not a curated record. NCBI's taxonomy places the organism in Eukaryota, Metazoa, Cnidaria, Anthozoa, Malacalcyonacea, Xeniidae. Gene Ontology annotation, molecular function: protein tyrosine phosphatase activity. Gene Ontology annotation, biological process: protein dephosphorylation.